AUGAACGCCACAGAUAAUAUAUACAAGGGUCACAAUGAGACACAGAUACAAUUGAUGAAGGAGGAGUGCAUCGUUGUGGACAACAACGACACACCAAUCCGCCCCGGCUCCAAGAAGGAGUGCCACUUGAUGGAGAACAUCAACCAGGGUCUGCUGCAUCGCGCAUUCAGCAUCUUCUUGUUCAACACUGAGAACAAGCUGCUGCUGCAGCGUCGUGCGCUCGAGAAGAUCACCUUCCCCGGCUACUGGACCAACACGGUCUGCUCGCAUCCCCUCUGGCUCGAGAAUGAACUGGUCGAGAAGGAUGCCCGUGGAGUGCGUGUCGCCGCCCAACGCAAGCUUCUACACGAGCUUGGUGUACCAUUCGAGGAGGCACCCAUCGAUGCCUUCACCUUCAUGACCAAGAUCCACUAUGUCUCACCAUCCGUCGAGGACCCUCAAUGGGGAGAGCAUGAGAUCGAUCAUAUUCUGGUGAUCAAACGCAAUGUCAAUGUUAAGCCAGAGCCAAACGAGGUGAUGGACUACAAGUACGUGUCACAGGAUGAGUUGAAGGAGAUGUUUGCCGCUGAGGACAGAGGCGAGAUCAAGUUGACCCCAUGGUUCAGACUGAUCGCCCAGAAUCACCUCCAGCCAUGGUGGAACGAUGUUGACAACGUCACCAAGUAUGUCGAGCCCUCUGACAAGAUCCACAAGUACGUCUAA
Acytostelium subglobosum LB1 is the source of this 702-nucleotide messenger RNA. RefSeq lists its product as hypothetical. The record is from RefSeq and is a predicted model, not a curated record. Lineage: Eukaryota; Evosea; Eumycetozoa; Acytosteliales; Acytosteliaceae. Gene Ontology annotation, molecular function: isopentenyl-diphosphate delta-isomerase activity. Gene Ontology annotation, cellular component: cytoplasm. Bases 1 to 702 code for a protein of 233 amino acids. The transcript has 2 exons. Gene Ontology annotation, biological process: isopentenyl diphosphate biosynthetic process; isoprenoid biosynthetic process.